Molecule: messenger RNA, 766 nt
Organism: Racocetra persica
Lineage: Eukaryota; Fungi; Glomeromycota; Glomeromycetes; Diversisporales; Gigasporaceae
Source: the annotation of a GenBank genome assembly
GGCUUUAACUCUUGUUCCAAGGAAACGAAAACUUGUACUUUCAAACAUAAGCAACUUAACUUCCAAAAGAGUCAGACUUGACAGCAAUAAACUCAAAGAAAAAACCUUUAACUUUGUAGCAGAGUUAAAAAUAAAUGCAGAAAAAUCAAUUGUCAACAUCAAACAACAAGAGAAAAGUGAUACACAAGAAUGCAACUUUCAAGACAAUAAUACAAACAACAAGACAAACUGGGCAGAUGAAAGUGAAACUACUGCAGAAAAUAAACUAAAAGAAGAAAGCUCUGAAGCCUCUUCCUCAAACGAAAUACGUAAAAAACCUCUCACAAAUAUAAAUAAACAAACAGAUAAACAACACUUCAGAAAACCCUUAUGUUUCAGAAAUAGUCUAGAAAGCACUGAUAAAAGCUCUACAGAAAUACAAGAAAUACUUCAACCAGUAACAGAGACAACUAGGACAGAGACAAUCCAGACAGGAGAAUUUAAUCCUACAGAAGCAACAGCAGAAACAAAUGAGAUGGAAACAACUGAAAACAAACCAGAAGCUACAAAUAUAUCUACAAAUAAUGAUUUAGCAACAGACAUAGAAACAGAUUUCAUAUCUCACAAGAAAAUAAACAACAACAAUGAAAAAGAAUUCACUCUAAUUACUUCAAGAAAAGGAAAAUAUAAAAACAAGACCAAGAAAGGAGGCUAUUCUCCAUUUACUAGAGUUAACAAAGCAGACAAGAAGAACAACCCUCAAAGAGUUUCUUCUCCUCACAUUUAA